AAUUUGUUGCAAGACGUCAAAGUCAAAAUAAAAUGAAAUCUGUUAUAAAAUUCAGUAUACUGUUUUCAAAACAAAAAAAAGUCGAGUUCGAGUCCACCCUCGCAAUAGAAACCACAAUUUAAAUCAAAAUUUUAAAGUUCUCAAAAUUUACAGUAAAACAAACAUGGACGAUAAACGGGCUGAAACGUCAUCCGAUUCGGAUUUUGGAGACAGUUGGACAAUAAUUGAUAGAAAUUCUUUCUGUAACAGGAUGGCGGAUGUCAUUAACCACUUGGAAUCUGAAAAUGUUUUUGAUCAUUUUUCAGAAUUAUCGAAUAUGAGAAGCAGUCCUCAGAGUUUUCAAGAUGAUUCCAAUAAUGAUGCUGAUGCUGAUUCAGAUGGAAUUUCUGUAAUAAGUGAACCUGAAGAACAUCAAAUUCUAAAUCCUGUGUCGGCAUGCACGUCUGCCUGUAAAGAAUCCCCUACUCCUUCUGGAAGCCCAAAACAUAAGUCGCAGCUUAACAAACCACAGACUGGUCAGCCAGAGACUCGGACUCCAAAAAAAAAUAAAAUACCAUUUAAUAAGCCUUUAACACCACCUAACACACCAAUCGACUGUGAUGCAACUAUGUUUGAGAAAACAGACAAGAAACAUAAGAAGAGAUCUUAUGUUCACAACAGAAAUGAUAAAGUUAGCAACUUGCUUAAUAUUUUAGUUGCAGGAACAAUUGCUACAGCUGCUGGUUUAGCUUUAGGACAUUUGAUGGGCACAAAAUCUGAAUGUGCUAACUUAUCUGUUGGAAUGAAUAAUGAUUUAAGUUACAAACAAUUGCAAUAUGAAAAUUACAAACUUAAAAGUGAAUUGCAAGAUCUAAAACGAGCGUCAUGGCAUCUUAACAGUCGUAUUCAUAACAAGCAUAUUCCUAAGUCUCGUAGAAAUUCUACAGGAAAUGAGUUUUCUUUCAAAGCAUCAGAAAAUUUAGCUGAUACUAAACUACAAUUUAUAGUUGACUUCAAUAAUAAUGACAUUACAAAUAAUGAUGUGUUUAUUGGGCCAAAAACAUAUGCUGAGAGUAUAAAUAGCAGUUCACAUAAACUAGAUAUUUUGAGUGAAUCUGCAGUGAAUGAGACAGAAAUUCCGAAUGAAAGUGAAGUGGUGACAGAAUCUUUCAAACCUGAUCCUGAAGUAUUUGCUUUCUCAGGUAUAUCAAAUCUAGCGUUGAAUGGUUCUGAUACUAAUGAUACAAUCACUUCAUUAAGUAAAACUGAAUCAAAUUUGAAUGAAAACUAUGACACUAUGGAUUCUGAUAAACAAAAAAAUAGUAAAACAAAUUCAAAAGUUGACAUAAAUAAUAAUUCAACAAAUAAGAGUGCAAAUAAAGUGAACACCAAAUCUGACAAAACUGACAAUGGUAAAUUUAGAAAGCGAGUGAAUCUUAAAGAUCAUCAUCGAUCUAAGAAGGGUAGAUCAGUUAGCACUGGCAAGCAAAGUGGAGAUUAUGAGAAUAGUGUUUUAUCUUUAGAUAAUAAACGAGACGAAAAAUCACAAGAGCAAAAUGAUGUUGAACAUGAUCAACAAUUUGAUACAAAAAUUUCACAAAAAAAUAUCAAACAAGAACGCAAGAAUAAAGAAAAAUUAUAUUUGAAAAAUGAUUCUACAGAAAAUCAAAAUAAGUCUGACAAAAAGUCAAAGAAUCCUAAAAAAACUAAAUACUCGGAAGAUGAACUUUCACAAGAAACAAAUGAAAGCUUGAAAGAAAAUAGAACUCAGAAAAAGAAUUAUAAAAAGGAAAAAAGAUCUAAAAUGAAUAUUGGGGAUAAAACUGAUUCAAUGAGUCAAUCAGAAAUGAAGCAAAUGAAGAUGAAGAAAAACGAAUCAAAAAAUGAUCGAAGGAAAAGUGAUUUUAAACAAGAAAAGAAAGAUAAACAUGAAGACUGGGAAAUGAAAAAAGGUUAUGAUUAUUAUGUGUCUAAGGCAUCAUCCAAUGACCAAUCUGAUGACGAAGAAGGUAAAGUAAAACACUUUCCAAGUGAAAAAACUAUAUUAACUUCUUCUGAUGAGCCAAUACAUAAAAAACCUAAGAACAAGAAAGCACAAAUAAAAAAUAAUAGUUUGCCUAAGCAAGUGGAAUCAAUAACUGAUGGCUGGGCCUUUGAAUCCUUAUGUGAUGAUGAAUGUAAUAAUGUUGAUGGAUCUUGGUUUACUGAACUUGCUAAACAUAGGGAAGAGCAAAGAAACAAUCAUAAAUCCAAUAACUGGCUCUUCGAAAGAGCGAAAUCUAGAGAAGAAAAACGUGAUCAAGAUGGUUGGUGUUUUGAUCGAAUAAAAAAGAAGCAAAAUAAUACAAAACGACAGAAGAAGAGCUCAAACUUUAAAAGCAAGUUAUAGAAUAUAUAAUAUAUUUAAUAUGCAUUAAGAUAAUCUGAAUAUAUUUAUUUUUAAAGGCUUACUUCAAUUGUCUUAA
This is a messenger RNA of Ctenocephalides felis (cat flea), 2444 nucleotides long. Its product is annotated as suppressor of Mek1-like. The record is from RefSeq and is a predicted model, not a curated record. The transcript is spliced from 3 exons. NCBI's taxonomy places the organism in Eukaryota, Metazoa, Arthropoda, Insecta, Siphonaptera, Pulicidae. The coding region runs from base 164 to 2368 and encodes 734 amino acids.